AUGGAGAUAAUGAAUUUUGUACAGAGCAAUGGAAAGAAGAAAAAAUAUAACGUAACUGAAGAAGAAAUCAGGAUGGGCAUAUUAACUGAGUCAAAAAUCACUAUUUCUACCAUUCAAGUUGUAAAAUGGUCUGCUGAAUACGAUGACAAAAACACGUCUUUUACUACCCCCGUGCCAGAUUACAUUGACGAAACCGGCAAGGAUAAACACGGUGAUCGGCCAGAAGAGCACGGUGACCUGUUCGAAUCGGAUAUAAAGUUGUCAUUAACACAAACCUCUAAAAUACAUGCAGCCAAAAAAGACGUCAUCGAUCCAACAAAACGUAAAGCAGUUGGUUCUGUAACUCGGCUCUGGUCAAAUGGUCGCGUACCCUAUGUACUGGAUUCAACAAUGGCUACCAAGGCUGUAAUCGCAAUUUCAGAAGCUAUAGAACACUGGGAAGAUAACACGUGCCUACGAUUUGAGGAACAUAGCUUAAACAGUGCCGGGUUUUUAGACCAUUAUAUAAUGUUCUUCCGUGGAGCUGGGUGUUGGUCGUAUGUCGGAAGAGCGGAAGACUCAGUCCAGCACAUUUCAAUUGGACAAAACUGCCAUUUUACGGCGACCGCAAUACAUGAAAUCGGACACGCUAUUGGAUUCUGGCAUGAACAAGCACGCCCGGAUCGUGAUGACUACAUCACUGUUCACACCAGAAAUAUCAAACCUGCUAUGGUAUACAAUUUUGAUAAAUACGACGUAGGCCAAGGCCAGACGUUUGGAAUACCAUAUGAUUUGAAAUCCAUCAUGCACUACGGUUCAUAUUAUUUCUCUGUGAAUGACAAGAAAACUAUCACCACACAAGAUCCAGUGAUGCAAGAAACACCCGGAUCCAGUACGACGUUGAGUUUUUAUGAUGUAAAACUGGCAAACUCAAUGUACAACUGCAACGCAAACUGUCCCUCACUGCCUUGCCAGAAUGAAGGUUAUGUGGGCCCGCGAUGUCGAUGCGUUUGCCCUGAAGGAUACAGCGGUGUCCUCUGUCAAACGUCGGUAACGGUUGAGCCAGAAUGUGGUGGACGUCUCACGGGUUCCACCGGUACGAUAGAGUCACCUAACUACCCUAGUUCGUAUCCCAUCAACCAAAGAUGUGUAUGGCAAAUUGAGGUACCACGUUGGAAGUUGAUUUCUGUAACAUUCGAUGAUUUUCAAUUGGAAUCACGCUCGUCCUCGGAGUGCGAAUACGAUUACAUUGCUCUCAGAACGGAAGAAAACUUCUAUGAUGGAGGUACUAAGUAUUGCGGUACAUCUCUUCCCGAAUGUUUUACAUCGACAAGCAACGAACUUAUCGUUUAUUUCCGCUCCGAUUUCUCAAUGUCUCGCCGUGGAUUCAAACUUCAGUACUCCGCCAUCAAUAGCAGAGAAUCUUGUGACAGAACCUCUAAAGUCGUUGUCCCACCGGCACCCAUGGGUCCCACUCGACCAGCGCCCGUCACCCGUCCUAUUCGUCUUGAGCCGAUAAGAACGGUUGCUCCACUAAGAACGGUUGCUCCACUAAGAACGGUUGCUCCACUAAAAACGGUUGCUCCACUAAGAACGGUUGCUCCACCAAAUACCAUUACCUGUGGCGACGUAUUCACUGCAUCGUGGGGUUCACUAAGCACACCAAACUAUCCAAGAUUCUACGGCGAUAAUGAGGAAUGUGUAUGGGUCUUUGAGGCACCUUAUGACCAUGUCAUCAAAGUAUUCUUUGUUGACUUUGACGUUGAAGAUGACAUGGACUGUCUUAACGACUAUAUAGAAAUAUCUCUAGGAGUGGAAUGGGUCAAUCCAACUAGAACAUGUGGUGAUGGACCAUCCCACGCUGUGGUGUCUACCAGCAACGAGAUGACAAUUCGGUUUAAGAGCAACGGACGAAUUACCAAGAAAGGCGUCGCCAUGAGAUACGUAUUUUUCAGGGCUUUCUGA
This is a messenger RNA of Saccoglossus kowalevskii, 1944 nucleotides long. Its product is annotated as protein SpAN-like. The record is from RefSeq and is a predicted model, not a curated record. Gene Ontology annotation, biological process: proteolysis. Gene Ontology annotation, molecular function: zinc ion binding; metalloendopeptidase activity. Lineage: Eukaryota; Metazoa; Hemichordata; Enteropneusta; Harrimaniidae.